CAAGCACAGUAAAUACAGAAAUUUGUUUUGUCAUUAAUUAUGGAAAAUAAGUAAAAGUGUGCCCUGUGUUCAUAAAUCUUAAUUACUUGUUCGUUAUAAAAACAAAAUAAAUAGUAGGAGUGACUUCCCAUUUUCGGGGAGGAAAUAUUAUUCCAAAUUAAAUCUAUAAUUUGAGGUUAUGUCCCAACCUGCAGCACCGAAGACUCCAGGGAAGAGUUGGCGUGAGAUAAAUCAAGAGCGGAAGGCUUUAAAGCGACAGCGCAAUGAAGAGAAAAUAAUAAAACGCGAAAAAAGAAAAGCUAUUGAAAAAGAGGUUGAGAUUAAAAUUCAGGAAGAGGUUGAGCAGGAGAAGAAAUUGUUAGAUAUUUCCACAAUAAGUAUAGCGGUGCCAGGUUCCAUAUUGGAAAAUGCUCAGUCAGCUGAGUUGCGUACUUAUCUUGCUGGUCAAAUCGCGCGAGCUGCUUGCGUGUUCUGUGUAGAUGAAGUUAUUGUGUACGAUGAUAUUGGAGAUAAACUUGACACGAAAAAGUCUAAGGUAGAAGACGCAGAUGGUGUUAGAGUGGCGCGAAAGAGCUGUGUCCAGCUUGCACGGAUAUUGCAGUACUUGGAAUGCCCCCAGUACUUGAGGAAGCAUUUCUUUCCCCUGCACAAAGACUUGGAGUUUGCAGGCUUAUUGAAUCCUUUGGAUGCUCCUCAUCACUUACGUUCGUCUAACAACUUUAAGUUUAGAGAAGGAAUAACAAUGAACAAGAAGGUAAAACCAGGUCGGGGCUCACAAGUGAAUGUUGGCUUGCUGCAAGAUGUAUCCACUGACAAGUUGUUGAACCCCGGGAUUCGGGUCACUGUACGAAUGCUCCCCACACCAGAAGGAAGUAAAAAGUUAAAAGGGAAAAUUGUUGGCCUUACUACACCAAGGGCAGAAACCGGAGUAUAUUGGGGUUAUACAGUCAGGAUCGCAAAUAAUCUUAGCCAAGUCUUUACACAAUCACCUUACAAAGAUGGUUAUGACUUGACAGUCGGUACUUCUGAUAGAGGUACACCUAUAGAUGAUUUACCACACAAGGAACUCUCAUACAACCAUGCCCUCAUUGUAUUUGGAGGUCUUCAUGGCAUAGAAGCAGCUCUUGAAAGUGACGAGCAAUUGCAAGUUGGCGAAGCAAGUCUCUUGUUCAACCAUUAUGUCAAUGUGCUACCUAACCAAGGGUCAAGAACAAUUCGUACUGAAGAAGCUAUACUGGUUGCCCUUACUGGACUGAGGCCUAAGCUGAAAGCACAAAACGAACCUAUGGUGUUUAAAGAAACUGGAAUUGCCACAAGCUCUAUAUUCCCAAAUGACGUGAAAAAACCUGAAACUACUGACAACUCUGGAGGUGAAACUAAUUUAGAUUUAAGUAGAUUUGAUUAAAACUAAUCAUAUCUUAACAA
Messenger RNA from Ostrinia nubilalis (European corn borer), 1425 nucleotides. Its product is annotated as putative methyltransferase C9orf114. The record is from RefSeq and is a predicted model, not a curated record. The transcript is spliced from 3 exons. The coding region runs from base 179 to 1405 and encodes 408 amino acids. NCBI's taxonomy places the organism in Eukaryota, Metazoa, Arthropoda, Insecta, Lepidoptera, Crambidae.